AUGGUCCUCUCUUUCUCUUUCAGUGUAGAGAUUGGUGAAAGUGUGAGAGGAGAAGAUGUAUAUAUCAUCCAGAGUGGCUGUGGAGAAAUAAAUGACAACUUAAUGGAGCUGCUCAUCAUGAUCAAUGCUUGCAAAAUUGCAUCAUCCUCCAGAGUGACAGCUGUAAUUCCAUGUUUUCCAUAUGCCAGGCAAGAUAAGAAAGACAAGAGUCGUGCUCCAAUCUCUGCAAAACUUGUUGCCAACAUGCUAUCGGUUGCAGGGGCUGACCACAUCAUCACCAUGGAUUUGCAUGCUUCUCAGAUCCAGGGUUUCUUUGACAUUCCAGUAGAUAACCUGUAUGCAGAACCUGCAGUGCUUCAGUGGAUUAAAGAGAACAUUUUGGAGUGGAGAAACUGUAUCAUAGUCUCACCUGAUGCAGGUGGUGCAAAAAGGGUUACUUCAAUCGCUGACAGACUGAAUGUGGAAUUUGCUCUCAUUCAUAAGGAAAGAAAGAAGGCAAACGAAGUGGACAGAAUGGUCUUGGUUGGUGAUGUGAAAGACAGAGUUGCAAUUCUUGUUGACGAUAUGGCUGAUACAUGUGGCACAAUAUGUCAUGCAGCAGACAAGUUAGUAUCUGCUGGAGCUACUAAAGUUUAUGCCAUUCUUACUCAUGGCAUCUUUUCUGGUCCUGCAAUUUCUCGGAUUAAUAAUGCAUCAUUUGAGGCUGUUGUGGUAACUAAUACAAUCCCCCAAGAAGAGAAAAUGAAACACUGCCCAAAAAUCCAGUUUAUUGACAUUUCCAUGAUCCUGGCUGAGGCAAUUCGAAGAACACACAAUGGUGAAUCUGUGUCUUACCUCUUCAGUCACGUCCCCUUGUAACGGCAGGAGGUUGCAUCUUUGCAAAGGUCCCUUCAACUAGCACUGUUGUUUUUAACAAUAUCUUAACCACAAGAAAUUUGUACCUUUGUACAAUUUCAGAGCUUGUAUGUUUAAUUAUUAUAUUUGUCUUAUAAUUACUGCUUUUUCUCUGUAUAUGGGCAAUAAAUCUCCAUCUUGCAGAAA
Molecule: messenger RNA, 1041 nt
Organism: Chaetura pelagica (chimney swift)
Lineage: Eukaryota; Metazoa; Chordata; Aves; Apodiformes; Apodidae
Gene: PRPS2
Product: phosphoribosyl pyrophosphate synthetase 2
Exons: 6
Coding region: 1-858 (285 amino acids)
Biological process (GO): purine nucleotide biosynthetic process; ribonucleoside monophosphate biosynthetic process; 5-phosphoribose 1-diphosphate biosynthetic process
Cellular component (GO): cytoplasm; ribose phosphate diphosphokinase complex
Molecular function (GO): magnesium ion binding; ribose phosphate diphosphokinase activity
Source: RefSeq, a predicted model, not a curated record